UCACUUAUAUUCGCCCCUGCAAAUAAGAGCUUCCGGAGCGUGACGUAAUGCGGAAGGACUAGCAGCGCCAGAAGACCGUGUGUGAGCAGGCCGCGUCCUACCUGCAGCGAGAAUAACGACAGUCAUGGAUAGAGUAAGGUCGGCGUUCAACAGCCUGAUUCAAAGUGAGCGGUACAGCAGGUUCACUCUGCAGCGAGCGGAGGACGGGGAGACACACAUUGAGGUCAAGCUGUCGGAGGACGGCUCGGAGGAGAGCAGAGAGGAGGGCCAGGCAGAAGGCUCGCCGAGGUUCAGGCCCGAGCCGCGGCGUCACAGCCGCCGUCACCUGUGUUACCUGGCUAUUGGAUUCCUGCUGAUAUUACUCACUGGUUACCUGGUUGGCUACGUAAGCCACCGUAAACCUUGGGUGAAGCCUGUGACCUGUGACAAAGAAACACAGACAGGAGAAGAUGAGUUGGAGGGGACAUCAGAGGAUGUUGAACCGCCUCCAGAACCUCAGUUGGACUGGAAGAGCAUCACCCAACUCCUGACACAGAAGCUCACCAGCCAGAACUUUGAGAAGACCUUAAGGGACUUUAAUGUGAGCAGGCGUUUAGCGGGAAGUGAAGAGGACACAGCUCUGGCUAAUCGCAUCUUUAGGGGUUUUCAGAAUUUGGACAUGGAUCCCUGGACUGACAUCCACUAUGUUCAGCUGCAGACGCCAGACAGCAAGCGUCCAAACCGCAUUACUUUUGGUUCAGAGGCCUUUGAACCCACAGGGUAUCUGGCCUAUAGUGCCACUGGGAGCGUUCAGGGCACGUUGGUGUAUGGAAACUAUGGCCGUCGGGAAGAUCUGGACUUUCUGCAGCACAGCAACAUUGACCUGAACGGUUGCGUGCUGCUGCUCCGAUGUGGAAAGAUCAGUUUUGCAGAGCAGGUGAAUAACGCUGCAACAAAGGGAGCAGCUGCUGUUCUCAUUUACCCUGAUCCUGCAGAUUACAAGUAUAUUUCAGAGACAGUGCUUUAUGGACAUGUCCAUAUGGGAUCAGGUGACCCUUACACACCUGGAUUUCCUUCCUUCAACCAUACUCAGUUCCCCCCAACUCGGUCAUCUGGUCUUCCCAACAUUCCAGCCCAGACAAUUACAGCCAUCAUGGCUUCGACUCUGCUACAGAAAAUUGGUGGCCCUGAACCAGACGCAAGCAGCGGCUUUAAAGGUGAUUUCCAGUCAAACUCUUACAGACUGGGUGGCACCAAGAACAUCACUGUGGAGGUGAACAAUGUGCUGGUGAACAAGGAGCUCCACAACGUGUUUGGAGUCAUCAAAGGAUUCACGGAUCCUGAUCGCUACAUUGUCCUGGGAGCUCAGAGAGACGCCUGGGUUAACGGCUAUGCCAGAGCUGCUGUCGGCACCUCUGUGCUGAUGGAGUUGGCCAAAGCUGUUCACGAGAUGGUGGAGAACGAUGGAUUCAGGCCAAGGAGAAGCCUGGUGUUUGCCAGCUGGAGCGCUGGAGAUUUUGGAAGUGUUGGCGCCACCGAGUGGCUGGAGGCCUAUAUGUCGUCUAUUGACAAACGUGUUUUCACCUACAUCAGCCUGGAUGGUGUUGUCAUGGGUCGUGGCAGCUUCAUGGCCUCAGCGAGUCCAAUGCUCUACAGCCUCAUUGAGAGCACAAUGAAAGAGGUAGGAAGCCCCUUCGAUUCAGGCUCUUUGUACGAUGUGAUGGCAAAGAAAGAUUGGGAAGCAAACGUAAUGAGGCCAAUGACCCUGGAUGAUCCUGCUUAUCCCUUCCUGGCCUUCGCUGGGAUUCCCUCCAUCUCCUUUCACUUCAUCUCUCCUAAUGCUGAGUACUACCCUUACUACGGCACCAUACUAGACAACGCGGACCACCUUGACUACCAAACCAACUAUCGCACAAGUGAAAUGGUGGCGGUGGCGGCUCAGUUCGCUGGACAGAUGGCAGUGAGACUGGUCCACGACCACAUGCUCAGGCUGGAUGUGAGCCGCUACAGCGGAAUUAUCCUCAAGGCUGUGUCCACAGUCUACAAACGCAUCAACCAGCUCGUCCAGUCUGGUAGGCUAACGAACGUGAGUCCCAACUGGCUGAGCCAAGCACGAGGCUCCUUCCAUCGAGCUGCAGGCGGCAUCAACACAGACAUCAUCAACACUGACCUCAGUGACAAGGAGGCCGUUCGCAUUCUCAAUGACAGGAUCAUGAGAGUGGAGCAUGCCCUCCUCUCUCCGUACGUGUCCCCCAUUGAGACUCCCUACCGCCACCUCCUGCUGGGCCGGGGCCCCCACACGCUGGCAUCCAUCGCUGAGACCACAGACAUGGAGCAGCUCCGCAUCCAGCUGGCCCUGGCCACCUGGAACCUGCAGGGCUGUGCCAACAGCAUGGUGGGAGACAUCUGGGAUAUUGACAAUGAAAUCUAGGAGGGGUGGGUGGCUGCCGAGAUGCGAGUGUCUGUGUUGUGUGCCUGUGUUUGUGUUUGAAAUUCGUUUUUUCUGUUUUGGUGAGUCGAAGCUCUAGUCUCAGCACAAGCUGUCAGUCGGAGUUCCCCGGCAUGUAAGUACAGGCCUAUGAUUAAUUGCUUUGUGAGGAUCACUCUGACACGUGAAACCAGUCCAAGCCUUCAUAGUGACCUCUUACAUCAAACACUGGAAAAGCGUCUUUAUAUAUUUAUUUAUCAGUGGCAGUGUCCACUAUAAAGUUGUCUUUCUACGCGACGUUAUCGGAAGCAGUGCCUUCCAUAAUUAUGACGGUUAUACUGUCUGACUCAACAGCAGCAUCUGCUACAGAAGUGACUCCUGAACUGUUGCUCACCCAUGAAAAGGUUAGAUUUGGUUUCUUGCAUUUACUUCUGACAUGAUUGAGAAAGUUUGCACAAUUAUUUUAAAUCAAGUCAGCUAGUUUUAUUCAAAAGUAUCUGGCACUUUUCUGCUGAAAUUUUAAUGUAUAUAUUGCACCCCAAGGCCAAGACAAACUGUGUUUAAUCUGAUUUUAUUCUGCAUUUCAUGGCAGGAUUCCUACUAAAUUAGUCUCCUCCAUUUAUCUCAUUUGCUCAAUUAUUUACAUAAUUUGCAAAAAGGCCAUUUAAGUUGCACAGUUUACGUUGGAGCAGUUAAUAUGGAAAAGCUAUCGGGAGCAGAGCCUUCCAUAGUUAAAACUCAUUAUCGGGAGCAGUGUUUCCCAUAAUGCCAAGCAGUGACGGUAGUUUUUGUCUACCAGUGUAUGUGACUGUGUGUUUUACAAUGCAUGUGUGUUUAUCGAGAGCAGUGUCUCUCAUACUUCACUUUAAUAGUGGAACAACUUAUCGGGGACAGUGUUUCCCAGAGUUUAUACAUGAAAUAUUUUGAUAAUUAUGACAUUGGUUUCCCUGUCUUCCAGUAUGCGUGUAUGUGUGUCUGCAUUUGUUACCAGCAUCAUUUUUUUUUUCUGUUUGUGCCUAUAAAUCUGACUGUGGCAUUAUCGCAGCCCCAACAGGAUUUCCAUCACAGGAUGAGGUGGGACAUGUUCACUGGGCUUGUGUGAUUUAACUCUUGUUAGUAAUUAUUAUUUUAUAAUGCUGUAAUAGACAUUCAGCAGAGCCAUAAGAGUAUAGAACAGCCAAAACCCUGUUUUUAUUGUAGUUCAUUCUAAUCCACCCGCACCCACUUACAAAUAUUUUAAGGACCUUUUCUGAACUUGCCUGACGGUCAUCAGGUUUUCUUUGGCAUUAAUCUGCUUUUGUUCUCAGCUUUAAUCAUUUUUAUCAUUUUUUUAAUUGUUUUUACUGCCUCCAAAGGUAUAGCUGGUGUACAGUAAAAGCAGCUAUGUUCACCUGUUGUAAGAUAUACAUACACACUCCAGACUGGAUUCAAAUCACUGAGAAUGUCCCACCUCCCCCAGAGAAAUACAUUCAGGUCAUUUUUUGUUUUACAUCUUUAAAUAUACUGUACAUGUCGUAAAUGUCGUAGAUUUAGUUUCUUCAUUGUCGUGGCAUAAAAUUACACAGAUGCUUAACUACAUACUGUACGAAUUGACUCCUAAACAGCCCCGCAUGUGUCCUAAUCACACCUUUUACUGCAUGUUAACUCAGCAGAGCACAUUAACAGGUACAACCAAUAUGUUACACAAAGUACUUCAGCUGCUUAAUAAUUAAUUUAAUCCGUUGAAUUCAACCAAUGCUUCUAAAACAGCAUUAGAGGGAGUAUAAUGGAAUAAAAAGCCUGGAUGUGCUGAAACAAAUGUACAGUAGCGCGGAAACAACAGGAAGAUCUGCUUCAAGUUAAAUAUUAACACAAGCUAUUGUUGUUUUGCCUUUAUUUCAAUAAUUGGACCACAUUCUGUUGAUUACUGGACUGUUUUAUUUAGUUUUAUUUGUCACGAGAAAUAAAAGUAAACUAUCAAACCUUUUUUAAAAGCAUGAAUUGUCAAGUCACUGUGCUACUGAAUUUACUGUGUCAUUAUAAUUGUUUGUUUCAAAAUACACGUAAUAAAACCUUUAGCAUCCA
Betta splendens (Siamese fighting fish) is the source of this 4471-nucleotide messenger RNA. It is a transcript of the gene tfr1b, whose product is annotated as transferrin receptor 1b. Bases 125 to 2410 code for a protein of 761 amino acids. The record is from RefSeq and is a predicted model, not a curated record. Gene Ontology annotation, cellular component: external side of plasma membrane. Lineage: Eukaryota; Metazoa; Chordata; Actinopteri; Anabantiformes; Osphronemidae. Gene Ontology annotation, biological process: iron ion transport; intracellular iron ion homeostasis. The transcript is spliced from 19 exons.